Talaromyces marneffei is the source of this 1140-nucleotide messenger RNA. RefSeq lists its product as uncharacterized. The transcript has 2 exons. Bases 1 to 1140 code for a protein of 379 amino acids. The record is from RefSeq and is a predicted model, not a curated record. Lineage: Eukaryota; Fungi; Ascomycota; Eurotiomycetes; Eurotiales; Trichocomaceae. Gene Ontology annotation, molecular function: signaling receptor activity. Gene Ontology annotation, cellular component: membrane.
AUGAACCAUCCCAACAUUUCUGAAGGCUUCAUUGUUUUGCAUGAAUCCGCUGUAGAUACCUUAGAAGAGCCUCGGAUAUAUGAAAGGAACUUUCGACAGGACGUCGAGUUCUCUAUAUUUUCUUUCUAUCGUCCCGUAACAUCAAUUUUGUGUCUGUUUACACAUACCAACAUCAUGUCUGAUCCUCGUUUGCGGUCUUCGACUCGUAAACAACAAUCGAGCAACGACAACAAGAGACCCGCCAAUGAGAAAAUCACUACGGAAAUGGCUGUCAAACAGCCUGGAAAAGCAAUUCGAAAAUUACUGCAUUGGGACGAGCUUCCGCCCUGGCUACAGGAUAACCACUACAUCCAUCACGGCUAUCGGCCAGCGUCUUCCUCGUUCGUUGUAUCAUUCCAAUCAUUAGCAUACCUUCACAACGAAACUGUGAAUAUAUACACGCAUCUCUUACCUGCAUUGGUAGCCUUACCAGCGGGUAUCCGCUUGUAUCAAGUGCUAGCGCCUCGCUACCAAUCGGCGACUCAGGGUGAUAUAUCCGCCUUUGCCUGUUUCUUUGUCGGUGCCACCUUUUGUUUGGGAAUGUCUGCAACUUAUCACACUAUCUGUAAUCAUUCACCAUCCGUGGCUCGUAUUGGCAAUGCCUUGGAUUACGUGGGUAUCGUCGGCCUUAUUACCGGCAGUUUCAUCCCCAGUGUCUAUUACGGCUUCUAUUGUACACCCAGGUUACAGUCAUCCUACUGGACCAUGAUUUGCACAAUAGGCAUUGGGUGCAUAAUUGUGUGUCUGACGCCUAAAUUCCGGACCCCAGAUUGGCGCCCUUUUCGAGCCAUGAUGUUCGUCUCGAUGGGGUUGUCUGCUAUUUUCCCGGUUGUUCACGGUCUGUGGUUGUACGGCCCGAAGCAGAUGACAGAUCAGAUCGGCCUCUAUUGGUUGCUUCUUCAAGGUUUUCUGUAUAUCCUUGGUGCCACCAUUUACGCAGCUCGCGUGCCAGAGAGACUGCUACCAGGCCGGUUUAAUAUAUUCGGCCACUCCCAUCAGAUAUUCCAUGUUCUCGUGGUGUGCGCUGCAGUUUCGCAUCUGACAGGUCUCCUUCAAGCGUUUGACUACAGGCAUAGCGGCUUGGCCGAGCUAUGUUUUUAA